Colias croceus (clouded yellow) is the source of this 860-nucleotide messenger RNA. Its product is annotated as phospholipid scramblase 2-like. Bases 174 to 764 code for a protein of 196 amino acids. Gene Ontology annotation, molecular function: phospholipid scramblase activity. Gene Ontology annotation, biological process: plasma membrane phospholipid scrambling. Gene Ontology annotation, cellular component: plasma membrane. The record is from RefSeq and is a predicted model, not a curated record. Lineage: Eukaryota; Metazoa; Arthropoda; Insecta; Lepidoptera; Pieridae. The transcript has a single exon.
ACUCCUUGAAGUGUCAGUCUCUUCUAUCAAAAAAGCUCAAGUGAUGAAACGUACAUAUUUGAAAAUUAUAGGUAUAUGAAGGAAAUAAUAUAUUACGUAAUAUGAUGUAAAAAUGUUGUAAAUAAAUUAUAAAACAUCGGACAUCAUGCAUUUAACGUGCAUCCAUUCAAAAUAUGCAAACAAAAAACCUAGAACCAAAAGAAGAAUGGAUGACAUGUCCUAACAUUGAAACAGACUUCCCAGGAUUAGCAUAUCUUUGUGAUUUAAAUAAACUGGUCGUGGCCAAAAAAUCUGAUGCUUUACAUCAUCUAUUUGGCGAUAUACAUGGAGGUUACACAAUUUAUAAUGGAGAAGGACAAAAGGUAUUUCUAGCCGUUGAAAAAAAGGUAAAAAAGAAGAUAGAAAUAAAAAUAUACAAUUUUUACGGCAACGAAGUUAUUAAUUUGGAAAAGCCGGGAGAAUAUUGCAUUAGCCGGUUCCUUAUAUGUUCCCCACCCGGCCAGUUUAUUGGGAGCGUGAGAAAAAUUAAAUGUUUGAGAAAAUUUUAUAUCAAAAACGCUCAAGGAGAAAUAAUCCUGACAAUGAAACCUAGAGGUAUAUUUUGUAUAUAUGACAUAUUCCGUGAGGAUGUAAAGAUUGGAAAUGUCGUUAAAAAGAAAUGCGUAAGAAACGCUGAAAAUAAUGACAUCAAUAUUGUAUUUCCUAUGGAAAUGAGCGUCGAACAUAAAUCUAUAUUGCUCGGAGCCUGUUUUCUUACUCGUUAAAAAUACAACGUACGAACCUACAGGUAUAAUUAAUUAUCAUUUUAAUAUUAUGUUCUUUCAUGACAUCAUGGAAACCGUUAACUGCUCUUUGUAAUA